Messenger RNA from Ficedula albicollis (Collared flycatcher), 1895 nucleotides. RefSeq names its product coiled-coil domain containing 102A (gene CCDC102A). Gene Ontology annotation, cellular component: myosin complex. The record is from RefSeq and is a predicted model, not a curated record. The transcript has 12 exons. The coding region runs from base 1 to 1593 and encodes 530 amino acids. NCBI's taxonomy places the organism in Eukaryota, Metazoa, Chordata, Aves, Passeriformes, Muscicapidae.
AUGGAUUUGGGGGAUGUAGCCGGAGACCCCCCGCUUUUGACAGUGCCUUGUGAGAUGCGCAGUGGCAGCUCCUCAAGGGGGCUCAGAGUCCCCUCCCAUUUGUCGGGGGACACUUUGGCACCGCUCAGCGGCGCCGCCGCCGUCCCGCAUCGCCACCGGCCGUCCCUGCGCAUGGAUAUUCCCGGCCUGGGACCUUUCCUGCGAUCCUUGUGCCAUCUAGCAUCCAGCAAAGGCAAAGAGACGGGGGCAAAAUGGUGGUUCGGGGUUUUGCCGCUUGGCCAGGAGGGAGCCAGCACGGGGACGUGCGGGGGUGCAGAUGUCGCGUGGCCACCGCUCGCCCGUGUCCCCCCGCCGCGUCCCCAGCCAGGCACCCGCACCACACGGGUGCCCCGGGUCCAUGCGUGCUCCCCGUGGAUGUUCCGGGGGUGCCCGUGCUCCCCGCGGGCGCUGCAUGGUCGCCGGUUCUCUGCAUGUGUUCCGUGUCCCCGGGUGCAGGAGCCUGAGCGAGAGCCUGUGCGGGAUGUGGGCGCUGAGGUGCCCCCAAAAGCCAAGGAGCUGGAGCUGAUGGAAAACAUCUUGCCGAGCAAGCAGGAGGAGAGCUGGGAGCAGCGGGGCCCCCGCGCCUCCUUCAGCCGCCAGGAGCGGAGCCGCCUGCUCUGGGAGGACGUCAGCGUCGUGGAGGAGGAUGCCACCAAAGUCACCGCCCUCAAGCUGAGGCUGGAUGAGUCCCAAAAAGUGCUGCUCAAGGAGCGGGAGGACAAACUGGCACUCAGCAAGAACAUUGAGAAGCUGGAGGGAGAGCUCAGCCAGUGGAAGAUCAAGUACGAGGAGCUCAACAAGAACAAGCAGGAGGUGAUGAAGCAGCUCAACAUCCUGAAGGAGAUUCAUCAGGACGAGCUGGGGCGCAUCUCCGAGGACCUGGAGGAUGAGCUGGGUGCUCGCUCCAGCAUGGACAAGAAACUGGCUGAGCUGCGUGCAGAGAUGGAGCGGCUGCAGGCAGAGAACGCGGCUGAGUGGGGCCGGAGGGAGCGCCUGGAGACGGAGAAACUCAACCUGGAGAGGGAGAACAAGAAGCUGCGGGCACAGAUCGAGGACCUGGAGGAGGUGCUGGCUCGCAAGCGGCGCCAGACGGCCAGUGCCCUGGACACUGACCUCAAAACCAUCCAGGCUGAGCUCUUCGAGAAGAACAAGGAGCUGGCUGACCUGAAGCACAUCCACACCAAGCUGAAGAAGCAGUACCAGGAGAAGAUGGCCGAGCUGGCCCAUGCCAAUCGCCGCGUGGAGCAGCACGAGGGAGAGGUGAAGAAGCUGCGCCUCAGGGUGGAGGAGCUGAAGAAGGAGCUGGCCCAAGCCGAGGAUGAGCUGGAUGAGGCCCACAACCAGACGCGGAAGCUGCAGCGGUCGCUGGACGAGCAGACGGAGCAGAGCGAGAGCUUCCAGGUGCAGCUGGAGCACCUGCAGUCACGGCUGCGGCGGCAGCAGAGCGCUCCGCUCUUCGGCAAGAUGCGCAGCGCCCGCUUCGGCCCCGACGACGGCGGGGACGGCACCAGCGACCCCGACGAGGACGAGGACCUGCAGAUACAGGUGCCCUAGAGCCCAGGGCCAGUGCCACCACCGCAGGACGUCCCACAUCAGUCCUCUGCGUUCAGUGCAUGUCGCCACGGGGCUCAGCUGUGCGGUGACCCUUGUAUAGAUGGGGAAACUGAGGCACAGAGCAGUGGGGAGAAGUUUGCCCAGGGGUGCUCCAAAACCCACUGCCUCUUGGACAGUACUGGAUGCCCCUUUGGCCACUGGCAGCUCCUGAAAUGCUGAUGUGGCCACCAAAGCCAGCGUCCCUGAGCAGCCCAGGAGGAGGAGGCGCAGGCAGAGAGAGGCACCGAGCCUGCCAGUCACGA